Rubroshorea leprosula is the source of this 1066-nucleotide messenger RNA. Lineage: Eukaryota; Viridiplantae; Streptophyta; Magnoliopsida; Malvales; Dipterocarpaceae. The record is from the annotation of a GenBank genome assembly.
GGACCAGAAGAACAGACACUAGAGUGUUCCAGAAGCCAGCAAAAGAGAUUGUGAACUGCGAAGCCUCUUCCUGACUCAGUGACUCAGUCGACAGCAGAAGGAUGGAGAGUGACCCGCCGACUCGGAUAAUGGUGGCGGUGAAUCAGUCAACGAUCAAAGGCUACCCGCACGCGUCGAUUAGCAGCAGGGGAGCCUUCGACUGGACUCUUCGGAAGAUCGUCCGAUCAAACACCGCCGGUUUCAAACUUCUUUUCCUUCACGUUCAAGUCCCUGACGAAGACGGUUCUCGUUUCUCCCUUCCUCUGUUUAUAUUAACUGUGGUUUUUUGAUUUUCGGCUAAUUUCUUCUCGCGUUGGCUUGCCUGUUGGUUGGUUAGGGCUUGAGAAGUGUGGUUUCUUUUAUCAAUUUUGUUGAUUUUUUUGUCUCUUGAACUAAUCGACUAGAGUUGUUGUUGUCCUUGAGUUUGCAUAUUUUUUUAAAAAAUUUUGUCUGAAACCAGAUUUCAUGAAUUGAUAGGAUGGCGUAAAUACAUGGAGAAGUGGAUUUUAGAAUUUGGUGUGAUUUUGGCAGCUUAAAUUGGCUAGAUAAUGUACUUAGUUAUGCAAUUAAGGUGGUUGCCCAUGUUUCUUGGGUUGGAUUUCUGAAUAAUGCUGUUUUUUAUAUAGAUGAACCAGCUUUCCUUUCAAGCAUGUUACUUUGCAUCACUAUGUUUAAUUUUCUUGGGUUUGUUUCUAGACUUGUCAUGUUCAACCUCCUUUAAGUUUGAUGAAUCCAGAUCAGAAUCACAAACCAGUCGUCUGCUCUCUUUUGUAUAGGUUGUUUAUUAUUUAUGAAUAAAGAAAACGAUGCUGAUUCAUCUUAGUUGAAAAUUUGACUCACUGUAACAGCAGUGUGUAUCUGUUUUAAAAUAGUGCUUUAUGUAAAUUGGUAUCAAAAUGUUUCAAUAGUCUUAAGAGGAACUAAUUUUAAUGGAUUAUGGCACUUACUAAUGGCAUAUUUAAGCUGUUGUUGUUUCUGGUACUCAACUUUCAAUACUGCAGUGAUUCAAUUAAUUUAUUUAUCUAUU